Messenger RNA from Pelmatolapia mariae (spotted tilapia), 5047 nucleotides. It is a transcript of the gene rab11fip1a, whose product is annotated as RAB11 family interacting protein 1 (class I) a. The record is from RefSeq and is a predicted model, not a curated record. Gene Ontology annotation, cellular component: intracellular membrane-bounded organelle. Gene Ontology annotation, molecular function: small GTPase binding. The coding region runs from base 355 to 4017 and encodes 1220 amino acids. Gene Ontology annotation, biological process: regulated exocytosis. The transcript is spliced from 6 exons. NCBI's taxonomy places the organism in Eukaryota, Metazoa, Chordata, Actinopteri, Cichliformes, Cichlidae.
UUGGCGGAAAGAACUGUGUUUAUAAAAGCCUCUUGAAGGAUUUAGUUGCGCUACAGUGCCCUGGUUGGGUUACCUAGGCUAAUAUUACCAUGCAAAUGGUAAAGUAAGUGUGAACUGAACUCAAAUGUUAUCAGAGGCUGAGGCACAACCUUUCAAAGAGGAGGGAGAAGUAUUACGACAUCAUACUGAGCUUCCCGAACUGAAGUCAAGCUAGGUAACCCACACCUAGAACCGCAGAGGACGCCGAAGGUGAACAACAGAGUUCAAGAAAAGGUUAACCAGUCUUCCGUUUUAUUGAGGUAUUUUUCGAGACAGUUCUGAAUAACUUUUAGUAAGGCUUGACGGACUUUAGCGAUGUCUCUGGCCGACCAGAGCCAGCAGUCGUAUCCUACGAGUGUCCAGGUAACGGUGCACCAGGCUCGGAACCUGCGUACGAAGGGAAAGAAUGGCACCAACGACUCCUACGCCAUCAUCCAGGUGGCCAAAGACAAGUUUUCUACCUCCGUGGCUGAGAAGUCUGUCGAUCCGGUGUGGAAAGAAGAGGCUUCGUUCGACCUGCCGCUCUUCCACCCGGGAAACGCCGAGCGCUGUACGCUGUGUAUCAUAGUAAUGCACCGUGCCCAAGUGGGGCUGGACAAGUUCUUGGGCCAAGCUGUGAUAAACCUGCUGCAGCUUUAUGACAACAAGGCUCGCAAAAAGACAGAAUGGUUCAAACUGGUGGACAAAACGGGAAAAGAGGACAAGGCACGAGGAGAGGUGCUGCUAGAUAUCCAGUUUAUGAGAAACAACAUGUCAGCCAGCAUGUUUGACCUUUCCAUGCAGGACAAACCACGCUCUCGCAUUUCCAAGAUAAAGGACAAAGUGCGUGGGAAGAAAAAGGAUGGUUUCUCCGACUCGGCCUCAGCGAUUGUGCCCUCUGUCAGCCAGGUCCUCACAGACAGUGAGGGCGAGGCUGACGCGCAGUCACUUAACCAAUCUGCAGAUGAGAAAAAGAAAUCUAAGCUCAAAAAGCUCUUUGCCCCCAAAUCAAACUUGCAGCGUAACAUCUCACAGUCCAUGUCCACACUGGGGACGCUGCCUGAGAAGAAUUCAUCUCUGAGUGGCAGCCGCUCAUCUGGUCUCAAUGUCAGCUCUCCUGAUGUUAAGAAGAAAUUCAAAUUGGGACACAAACGAACCGGCAGCUCUGACAGCAAGGUGUCUUUGGGUCCUUUUUCCCUGCUGGGCCGCUCCAAGCAGAGCAACAGUGACCUGAACAACCUGUGCAUUAACGGCAGCCAUGUGUACACAGAGGAGACAGAACCCAAGAGUGGAUCUACACUCAGUCUGAACAGCUCUGGUCGAGGCUCUGUGGAAGAUGUCCGCAAACACACUUCUGAUCUCUCUGCAGAUGCUUUCAGGAGUGUAUCUGUCCCAUCAACAGACAGAGCUUCACAAGAACAACAGCACCAUCAAGAGGAGGAGGAAAGAAGGCAAGCAGAAGAAAGGCGCAUAGCAGAAGCAAAGAGGAUGGAGGAAGAGGAGAAACACAGGGCACAGCUCAAGAGGCUGCAGGAGGAAGAGGAGCGUAGACUGCAAGAGGAACAGGAGAGGAAGAGACGCUUCCUGGAGGAUGAAGCCAGGAGGAAGAAACAGAUGGAGGAGGACGAGAGGCGAAAGCAAGAAGAGCAACGCAAGAUGAUGGAAGCAGCAGAAACUCAGCGGCUUGAGGAGGAGCGUCGUCGAGCAGAGGAGCAGAAACGUCAGGAGGAGGCGUCCAUGAGUGACAGACUGUCGUCCUUGUUCGGAAUGAUCAGGAAGAAGGAGGAGAAAAAGGAGGAGGUACAGCAACAGGCUAAAGAGGAACAGCUGCCCACCCCAGCCCGUACUUUGGAUGCGCAAGAUCCCAAUCAACCUGUCUCCCGUCAUUCCACCAACCCAUUUGAGGACAUUACCCUCAGCUCAGAUGUUUCUCUAAGCAGCAAUGUCAGCCCAACCGAUCAUCAGAAAUCCAGCAGCAAGGCACAAACCCCCUCUGCAAUGGUCUUCCUUAACCGCACCGCAAAAGUGUCUGCAGUCAAACCCAGAUUGGCUCAAUCUUUGGAGCCUGAACCUGCUGACUUCCAAACCCCCAGUCAGCUGUCUCCUUCCCCAGGCAACUCUGAGUCCAUCCUGUCCAGAGUCCCAUCUGGGUCCCCUGAUACUUUCUCCAGCCUCCACUCAUCUUUAGCUCCAAGAAAUAGCAGUCAAAGCCCACCUAGUUCUCCCCGUGGCAACACAGAGAAUUUGUCAUCUGGAUCUGAGGGGUCUUCACCCACCAUGGCAGAUCAGAACAGAAGGGCCCUCCUACCGCCCACUUACAGGAGCCAAACCAGAGGAAAUCUUACUCCUGUCAGAGAGAUUCAAAACCCGGCUUAUGAAGAGCCAGAAGAACCGCAAACAGGCAAAAAAUCUGUACCACUUCCAGAUUAUGAAACCCUCUUCCCUCAGAGGAGACACGGGGUGAAAGGGCAGCCUCGAUGGGAUAAUAUAAUUGCUGAGGUCAAUCAGAAACACAAGGGUGCACCUGCACUCUUGGGUCCUGAGAUGAGUGUGGACGGUCCAUUGGAGCAUACACCAAGUCCUAGGUCUUCUGUUUCACUGGAGACUCCUAACAUGAGGCUUUCCCAAGCUAAACCUCAGGAGACCAAACCUGUGUCAACAAAAAAAGCACCAGCCCCGGCUCCUCCUAAACCAGUGAGAUCUCCACUCCCAGAAUCAGCAGCAGAUUCCAGUCAGAAACAAAGCCCAAGUGUUUCUCAACAGUCUUCAGUGACACGUAGUCGACCUGCAUCCCCAGCAUCAGUAAUAUCGGACACUUCAAGCAGAGUUACGUCAGGAGAUGGCGCAAGAAAGGUGCUGCAACCUUCACCCACACCUGCACCCAGAACACCAAGCCAAAUGGACUUGAAUACACCACCUUCAAGUGAUCAAAGCAAAGAACAAGCCACCAUGAACAAAGAAGCACCCUCAGCUAAACCCAGACAAAGGGUCAGUGCCAACGAGCUAACAAAGGAACAACAAUCUGCUGUGAACAGUAACAUCCCAAAAGUAUCUAAUUCAAGUAUGAGCAGCACGGACAAAAAGUUAAAGGACGGCUUUGCAGAGGAGGACCCAUUCCCCAGUACUCAGCUUCUUUCCAGAGACCCAUGGACACUGCAGAAGGAAAACGAUAAUUCACUUUUUACUGGCAAUGCUAGUAGGAAGGAGGCGACACCUCGAGAUUGGGGAAUGACAGCAAGUGACUUUGAUAAAGUUUUUGGUCAAGAAAAAACACCAGAUCCUUUCGCCAGUUUUAAUGGCAGUGAUUUGAAGAAACAGAGUGAAUACAGGAAAACAGAUGAUGAGUCAAAACUAGACAGUCCUGCUUUCCAAAGAAAGAAUUCACAAAAAGGAAAGAAGAGCCUUCCAUCCACAACUCCCACACAACAGAUAAUACCCACUGCCACUCAAGGUUUCAAAGAUAUCCCACUGCUGCUUCCCAAUGAUGGGAAAACACAGAGCAGUUUCAGUGAAGGAGAGGAUCUUUUUGGAGACCGAUCUUUUUUUCAAGCUUCAGAGCCCCUUCAAGUAGUUAUGGAGGAACCAGAAAUCUUGUCUGGGGGGAAGGAAACUUUGCGAGCGAGGGUGUCACCAUCUGAGGUUCAGCCUGUCAGUACUCAGAAUAGCAAUGGAAGCGGGCUAGCAAUAAAUUCACGCAGGCCUCAUCCCGUGAAGCCUAUGAGCACAUCGGAGAGCCAGAGCAUCCACGCUAUGAAAGAGAUAAAGGUCCGGGACAGCACACCAGCGAAGAUAAAGAUGAUGGACUCUGUGGAAAGUGGACCGUACACUCAGCUGACUCAGGACGAGCUGAUCACAAUGGUGGUGAAGCAGCAGGCUGACCUUACCAAGAAGGACGCCAAGAUCGUUGAGCUUGAGGAAUACAUAGACAACCUGUUGGUCCGUGUCAUUGAGGAGAAGCCGAGUAUCCUGUAUGCCCUCAAUGCUGCCAAGCCAGUGUAAAGGAAUGUAAACGGGACUUAAUUCUGCUUCCUGUUUGUGUUUGUACUGUAUUAUAAGACAGUGUCUUAGAGCAUAUGCACUUUUUUAACUUUCAAACAAAUAGAUGCUGGAGUGUAAAAAGCAAGCAGAAAAUCUUUAUAUUAAAAAAAAAAAAGAAGAAUGUAUUUGUCCUGACACUAAGGUACUGCAGCUUGUUGCAAAAUAUACUAAUCAUUAUAAAUAAUGAAAACUGGAUUCAACUUUUAUUUAAUAAAGUAGUUUUUUUUAAGUCUUUACACUGGGCAGCCUCUAAGUGUUGCCGUGUAGUGAAUAAUCACUGUAAUCAUUCAUGUAUGUUGUCUUCCUCCACUAAAGUCUUUAUUUUUAUUUUCUUUGCCUCAUCCUUAUUAAAGCAUGUGAUCUUUUAACCACUUAACAGCAGUCAUUAUAUUGUACUCACCACAUAUGAAUGUUACCUGGAUAUCCAGUCCUUAAAGACACUGUGCCUAUUGUUGCUUCAGAGAGGUCUUACAUAGAAAACCAGCAUUGACUAAAAUAGAGCAGCUGCUAUGUUCUCAGCAGAUUUUGAAUCGUAUACAGAGUUAAGCAAUUUUGUCUCCAUUGUGCUCAUAGUUCAAAUAUUAUGCAAGUUAUACUACAGUUUCCUGUUCUCCUUAAAUUAAUUAGAAACUUUGAGCACUGUGAUGUGUUUUGUUGUCUUUUGUAAAGUAAUUUAAAAAUCAAGAUCAGAGUAAAAGUAAAAGACUCGUUUUAGUAAGUUGCCUUGUCUCUAUGUUUGAUCUUCACUAAUGAUGCCUUUACAAACUAAAACUGUUCGAUGAUAGCAUGGCAGUAAUGAUAGCAAUAUUAAUCAGUAUGUCUGUCCAGACUUGUGCCUUCAAGACCUUCUUUUCAUGUAUGAUCUGUUGUUUUUCUGGAGUGAGAGCUCACUGCAUGUACAGUCUGAUCUAUCCAGUGUCUGUAAUAUUACAGCUGAUGUAAAUGUCUGAAAGCGCUGUGUUUAUUUUCAAAUAAAGACACUAAUUAUGCC